This is a messenger RNA of Monascus purpureus, 372 nucleotides long. The record is from the annotation of a GenBank genome assembly. NCBI's taxonomy places the organism in Eukaryota, Fungi, Ascomycota, Eurotiomycetes, Eurotiales, Aspergillaceae.
AUGUCGUUCCUUGCUCGGGUCAAUACGGUGCAUGCUACGGCCAGAAUCUCCCCUGCCUUGUCCGUGACUGCGGCUAGGUCUAUGUCCUCAACGGCUCGACUGAACAGGGGUCCUGUCGGCGUAGCCAGAGACACACUUAGGAAGGCGGAUAGAACAGUUUCCGGUGCCGCUGUGAAGGGUAUUGAGAAGGGAGAACAAGCCCGAGACAAACUCAAGGAUGCCGUCCAGAUCACGAAUAAGGAGGCCAAGUUCAGGACCGAAAGAAUGAAGGGAGACGUUGCUGAAGUGGCAGGCCAAGGUGGACGCAAGGCUGAAGAAGCUCUCGACGAGUCAAGGUCCACAGCUAGAGGUCUAGCAGGCAAAACCGGUUGA